AAUUUGGCUACUAAAUAUGAAUCGCCCUUUGAAAUUUCAACAUAUGAUUCUAGCGAUGAAGAAUUGAAUCAACCUUCGAAUAGCUUAGACGAACUUUAUCAUCCACAACUGAUAACAGCAACUCUACUUAACAACAAUUUUUGGCAAUCAAUAAC
This is a messenger RNA of Racocetra persica, 155 nucleotides long. The record is from the annotation of a GenBank genome assembly. NCBI's taxonomy places the organism in Eukaryota, Fungi, Glomeromycota, Glomeromycetes, Diversisporales, Gigasporaceae.